AUGGCCGAAGCAUUGCUGAAAGUGCAGAAGUAUAUGAAUGUGGAAGAACCUUUAGCAGCCAUUGGCGGAGCAAAAAAAAAGAAGGAAAAGGAGGACGAUCGGCGAGGACAAAAAAGGGACCGGGUGGAUCGACGGAAUGACGAAGGAAAUAGGCGGAGGGAGGACAAGAACCCUCGUCCAACGAAAUUCACACCGUUGAUGAUGCCCAUUGACCAGAUUCUAACGGAGAUAAGGGACGAACCGUCUCUCAAGUGGCCAAGACCACUCCAUUCAACGCCUAGUUUGCGCGACAAGAGGAAAUAUUGCCAUUUUCACAAAGACCAUAGACAUUACACAGAGGAUUGCAGGGAUCUGAAGGAGCAGAUUGAAGAGCUCAUCUGUAAUGGGAAGCUACAACAGUAUGUAAAAAGGGGAGAUUCCGGCAGGUACGUCCAAAAAAGCCAACAAGUCGGUUCAUGGAGAGACGAAGACCGCCCCCCACCUCGUCCACAAAGCGCACUGGGGGAGAUAAAGACCAUCGUCGGGGGACCAACCACAGAGGGAUCAUUCAAAUCCCUCAGGAAGUCAUAUCAAAGACAGGUAAACAGUGUUCACAGUAUACCUCCCUUGAAGCAAAGACGAACCAACGGAGAUAUGUAUUUCUCUGAAGAAGACGCCAGAAGUGUAAAGCAACCUCAUGAUGACCCACUCGUCAUUAUGAUCAUGAUCGAGGGGUUCAAUACGCGAAGAGUCUUGGUCGACAGUGGGAGCUCAGCCGAUAUAAUCUAUCUUCCCGCUUUCUAG
This is a messenger RNA of Quercus robur (English oak), 783 nucleotides long. RefSeq lists its product as uncharacterized. NCBI's taxonomy places the organism in Eukaryota, Viridiplantae, Streptophyta, Magnoliopsida, Fagales, Fagaceae. The record is from RefSeq and is a predicted model, not a curated record. Bases 1 to 783 code for a protein of 260 amino acids. The transcript has a single exon.